Phyllopteryx taeniolatus (common seadragon) is the source of this 3585-nucleotide messenger RNA. RefSeq names its product Sp6 transcription factor (gene sp6). Bases 485 to 1393 code for a protein of 302 amino acids. Gene Ontology annotation, biological process: regulation of transcription by RNA polymerase II. NCBI's taxonomy places the organism in Eukaryota, Metazoa, Chordata, Actinopteri, Syngnathiformes, Syngnathidae. The record is from RefSeq and is a predicted model, not a curated record. The transcript is spliced from 2 exons. Gene Ontology annotation, molecular function: DNA-binding transcription factor activity, RNA polymerase II-specific; RNA polymerase II cis-regulatory region sequence-specific DNA binding.
CGUAUGGUAUGUAUGGGGCUGGUGGAGACCAGUACCCGGAUGUAGUCACGUGACAGUACACAUCAAUUCAAUAACAAAGAAUGUAUAUGUCGUUAUUUCCCACGCACAGGCACUCCAAAUGUGCUUUUUUGUGUGCAGUCGAGAAGAAAAUGAUCCUGUUUGUCGUUGAGUCCCAAACGAGUGAAACAGCGACCACCCCUUCCACACAUGCGACAACUAGGGAUUAGGAGGCAGUUUUGUGGAGAGAGGACUUUAUUGACUGUAAUCUGCACAAAUCCGCUACAGUGCGAAACAUCGCUAACUUCGCAUUGGCGUCAACGGACAGCGUCUGAUGUCGGAGCAAAAUUCAGCACAAAGGCGAGACGGUUUUAUAGUGUGUCACCUCCUUGCCAUGUGGUAAUCAUCUGAACAACACAAAAAAACGAUACUGAACAACGGCUUGAGCCGCUGAUCUCAUCUACCAGAGUGCACCUGCAAGGCUCACAUGGCCCACCAUUAUGAACCCUGGCUACGGACAGCACCAUCUAGUGGCAGCACAGACGAAAUGAACAUCACUUCCUGGUGGGACCUCCAGAGAGAUGUUCCGUCUGGGAACUGGAUUGACCUCCACACAGGGCAAGGUGCUGACUUACCUUCUGUGAGUUCAGGGGCCACCAUGGGUGUGCAGUCCUCUUUAGCCUCCUACGGUUCUGAGUCGCAACUGUGCUCCUUGCCUCUUACUCAACAUGUACCAGCAUCACAUUCACCUCACCUCUUCCCUCCGGGUGGCUUCAAGAUGGAACCUCUCGCUUCUGAUAUCUUCCAACAAGAACCAUUCACACUGGAGGAGCCACGGGAGAAUGUUGUCUUGGCCCGGCCAAAGUCCCAGAGGCGUUCUUCUUCCAGGGGGGCUGGCCAGGCGGUGUGUCGCUGUCCUAACUGUGUUCACGCUGAGCAACUGGGCCACAGCACUGAUGACAGCAGGAGGAAGCACAUGCACAACUGCCACAUCCCUGGCUGUGGCAAAGCCUAUGCCAAGACCUCUCAUCUAAAGGCUCACCUGCGGUGGCACAGCGGGGACCGGCCAUUCGUCUGCAACUGGCUCUUCUGCGGCAAGCGUUUUACACGUUCCGACGAACUGCAGCGCCAUUUACAGACGCACACCGGUACCAAGAAAUUUAGCUGUGUGUUAUGCCCUCGGGUGUUUAUGCGCAAUGAUCACCUGGCCAAGCACAUGCGUACACAUGAGUCCCCAGCAGGUCAUGGGGAGGAGAGUGUGAACGGAGAUGGCAAGGGCUUCGAUUCCCCCACACCUCCUCAGUCAUCAUCAAACAUGUCCGCACCCGACACCAUAGAGCCUCCACUGAAGCUGAAAUGUGAGACAGACCCCUCGGUGUCCGGUGCAACUGGGUAGUCCAGCUAAUUUCAUUACUUUCAGAAUCAAGUUUGAUCUAAAUAGGGAUGCCAUCACUUGUGCACAUUCUGUCAUCAGUUUCAUAAUAGAGCUGUUUGGAUUUUAGGUUAGAAGCCUAAACUGAUCUACUUGGUACAGAAUGUGUUUUUCUAUGGUUCAGUAAAUUACUAAUAUUGACUGGACCAUCAACUCUGUGAUUUACUAGCACUCUGACCUCUGCUUAGGUUGAAGUUUUACCAAAAGUGCGCUUAAUGAUGUUAGUAAGAGGACAGUAUAAUUUUUUAUUGUGUCUUGAGUUAACAUGAUACAAAACAACAGACAAUAGAUUCCUUUCAAGAAAGUUUUAAAAUGUUUUUUUUUUUUUUUUAGCUGGAGAAUUGUGUAACAGGAACACUUCUCAUGUCUGGAUUGGCACCAGAAAUAAAUGGGUUCUUCCUCUGCACAUAUGCCAACCCUUCACAAAACUUGGGCUGUGUAGUUUUUUACAUAAUCCUUCUGGCUAGCAAACUAAUAUAAUACCGUCCUCUCCUUGGCAGAGGCAAAUAAAUGAUUCCACAAAAUGAGCGAAGUUUGCAACUCAGAGAGAGUCUGUUGCAGGACUCAUGCUGCUAGGGACACUUUCUACCUGCAGAUCAAACAAGGGUGCAUUAAUUGAGUUACUAUGGUACAUACAUUUUUGUUUUACUGAAAGACUUUGAAGAUUUUUUUUAAAGAAAAUUAAGCAACUUGAAGUAUGAAUUGUGGCGGCACAGUGGACGACAGGUUAGAGCGUCAGCCUCACAGUUCUGAGGACCCAGGUUCAAUCCCCGGCCCCGCCUGUGUGGAGUUUGCAUGUUCUCCCCGUGCCUGCGUAGGUUUUCUCCGGGCACUCCGGUUUCCUCCAAAAACAUGCAUUAAUUGGAGACUCUAAAUUGCCCGUAGGUGUGACUGUGAGUGUGAAUGGUUGUUUGUUUGUAUGUGCCCUGCAAUUGGUUGGCAAGCAGUUCAGGGUGUACCCCGCCUCCUGCCCGCUGACAGCUGGGAUAGGCUCCAGCACGCCCGCGACCCUAGUGAGGAGAAGUGGCUCGGAAAAUGGAUGGAUGGAUGGAAGUAUGAAUUGUCUAACAAAUGCAAAUAAAUCCCACAAGCGAUGCAAAACAUGAAUACAUACAAGUAUAUAUAAAUUCAUGUUUUGCAUUGCUUGUGGGAUUUAAUACAGUUAACCGUGGUCACAGCAGCUACUGCUUGGUUCAACCUAUGCACGAUUCUGUUUGGGCAUGUUAAUGACAACAAUUAUGUCAAGAAAAAACACCUCAUGUGUUAAUACUACCGGGAGCCUUGUGGAUAUUCACAUCUUUGUACAAAGAAGACAUUAGAAUCAACAGGUCUAUGUGGCCAAAGCAGCAGUUACCAGGUCAACAAUGAAAACGAUAUCCAGGAAACUGAAGGACACUUAAUGUGAACACCUAUCUGCCGCGUGAUGCAAUUAUUUGUGCAAGUCCCUCAAUCAACGUUUGCAACAGCUAGAUCAUUUUGGAAAGUGAUCUGUCAGAAAGAUAUACACACUUUGGAUUUAACACAAAAAUAAAACAAAAAUUAGUUAUCAUUCUGUUGAUGAAAAUUAAGUACAUAAUAAUUAUACCACACAACACUUUUUCUCCAGGGUAAUGUUUGUAUUGUAAGGAAAAUAUAGAAGGAGAAACAUCAUGUGAUGUUAGAAAUAAUUCAAAAUUUGGUUGGCCUGGUUAUUACAAUGCAAUUUCCAUCUUUAAAGAAAGACUUGUACACUGUUUAAUUGAGACGUGCAGCGAUAAUUUGGAUAACUACCAAUUAUAAGACUACACGCAUUAAGGACAGGCAUAAUAAGAAAUUAUUGUCAACCUAUGAUGAUAAUGACUACUGUAAUUAGUAAGUUUACAAUAAUGCAGUCUCACAAUUUCCUUGUUUUUACAUGAGAAUUUAAGAGUUGUUGGUUAAUUGCUGUGUACUUAUUGUGUACUGCAUAUUAAUAUUUUGUAUAGUAACAGUUUAACGGUGUUUUCAUUUAUAUUGAUUUGAUCAGUAGCAUAAGAAAGAUACAUUUUUAAAGAACUUUCUGUAGUCAUUUUAAGUUGUAGUGACUGUAAUAAAAAUUUAUAGUGUUUAUGUGGUGUAAUAUUGUUUAUUUAAUCUGUUAUUGUCAUCUAUAAUUAAUAAAACGGUGUGCAUGUGAA